Messenger RNA from Musa acuminata AAA Group (dessert banana), 2567 nucleotides. RefSeq lists its product as uncharacterized. Bases 132 to 773 code for a protein of 213 amino acids. Lineage: Eukaryota; Viridiplantae; Streptophyta; Magnoliopsida; Zingiberales; Musaceae. The transcript has 6 exons. The record is from RefSeq and is a predicted model, not a curated record.
UUCUGUUCUCCGCCUUCUCCUCUUUGGGGGUUCCUGUUCUUGAUCGGUUCUCCGGCCCCAAGUGACCGCUCGCCGGUGUUCCUAGGGUUUGGCGUUCCCUGGGUUUCCUUCCGCUCAUUCCGUGGAACACCAUGGAUCUUUCGCCGGGCACCGAGGUCUCGUUGGGCCUCCCGGUGUCCGUCGAGAGCCUGAGCCCGAAGCUCCUUGUCUCCGAGGACACCCGCCGCCGUCUUCAAGAUCAGAUCUUUGUUUUGGAGGACCGCCUCAAGGAGUCCAGCAAGAGAUUAGAGCAGUCCAGGGCCGAGUCGAAUAUGAACGCCCAGGGAGUGAGGAGGUGCGUGGAGGAGAAGGAGGUGAUUGUAUCGCAGUACGCUGAUCUGGUGAAUCACUGCCGCAAGUUGGAGGAGGAGUGCUCUCUGUACGAGCGCGACUUGGAGAGGAUAUUGGAAUCUUGUGAUGAGUUAGCGAAGGAGAACGAGGAGUUGCGGGCACAGCUGCAGCACAUUUCUAGCCUAGAAUCAUUGGCUGCUGAAGCUGAAUCCUUGAAGAAGGACAAGGAACAUUUGAGGACAAAUCUCCACAGAGCUGAAGAGGAGGUCAAGGUUUUCUUUGAAGAAAACAAAAUUCUGGAUGAAGAGAACAAGAAACUGCUGGAAUUACUAAGAAAAGAAAGGCGUCGUCAAGGAUCCGACAGCCACCCAGGCUCUGCCACACCUUCUGCUAAGGGAAAACGUAAGUCGAGUGGCAAAGAUUGUACUAAUCCCCGGGGCUGAUGAUCCAUCUUGGUGCAGCUGUUGUCAUCUCUUCAUCAGAACUCUCCUGAUUCUAGAUUGCACAAGUAAGUUAAAAAAAAAAAAUGCCGAGUAGCCAGCCAUUCCUCCCAUCCUCGAGCUAUGCUACUGCAACCAGCUGCACACAAUCCAACAGCUCUCGUUGUUGUAUGAAGCUUUUGAACUUGGGAUACCGGUUCGAAUUGCCCCUUUCUGUUUCUUUCUAAUUAGGCCAUCUUUUUGCUGACCCUUCAAAUUUCUCACAUCAACUUCAAACCAGCUUCAUAUUACAAUGACCAUUCAUCAAAUGGUUCUGUUUGUUUCAUCCAGUGAAGCUCUUCCUAAUAUUCCAACCUAUAUAUCAUCAACAUUCGGCUGUAACCAGACACGAAUAAAGGUUCAUACUCUGUUUUCGGUGUCUAUAAUAAUACAACCUAGUGAUCGGCGUUUUAAGUCACAGAAGUCUCUUCUUUUUAUUUAUUAGAUCAAGAGGAGAAAAUUGAGAAUGAAGGUGGAAAGACGGCUCUCCGUCUCAUUACUCACAAAAUUGCCACCACUCUUCGUACCCCACUCGCCCCGCUGCGGCUCCAUCGAGUACCACCACAAGAGGAAGCGAGACGGGUCGCCUCCGAUUGAUCCCCUUCUCCGCCUCGUCGACCUGUCUCUCCGGAGGCGGUGGAGAAGUCGGCCUAGAAUGGCAGCGUGGAUGUGUGCUCGACCUCCGCGGCACCUCCACACCGUCAAGGCGACAUCCGCAGCGGCUGCCGCUCGCAUCGCGUGGAUCGAGCACCGUGGCGGUCGCAGGAACAGGCUGUGGGGAUCUCUUUAAAAUUUACGGGAAAGCCACUCUCGUCGUGAGGGAGUGGCAUUCCUCAGCCUAACGGGAGAUGGGUUACAUUGCGGAUCCGGAUCACAAAAUGUGUAACCCGAGUCCGAAUGGGCCUGGUCCAGAGUCGGAGGUAAUGAUUUGGAAACUUGGGUUCGGGGACUCUAGUGGGUAGAGACUGAAACUUUUUAAUGGCCCUUUCAUCCACCAACCAACCCACCAUUCAACUCCAGAAAAGACCGUCGGUUUUUUCUGGAGAUGUAGAAGAACCGUCCUGCUAGCUCGACAUGAAACAUGCGUUCAACCACAGAGGCAACGAUGCUCCGCAACUCCAAGGCCGAGCUGUGGGACCGGAGUCCAAACAUCUGCAGCAGCAGCAGCAGCAGCAGCAAGCUAUAAAAAAACAUACAAUCCACAAUGUAUUUGCAGAAGAGACGACUCAACAGAGACCAUCAAUUCUGCAAGCUUUCAAUUUUCAAUCAGGCAGGAUACCCACAAAUUAAAGAGUGUGGACUUGGCCACCAACAUGUCUUCGUACAGAAAGACCUAAAUUGAACCUUUUCUAGCACCACAAAAGGCAGAUAAACCACAGAGAAUUACACUGCUCAUUGUGGAAAAAUACUAACUGCCAUUACCUGAAUUACAUAGGUCACUGCAUUAAUUGUAUAGAACGUUGGUCUAAGCCCAUCAGUAGAUACAGAACGUGCCUGCAAAAUACCAUUAAGAAAAAGAAAUGAGCACAAUUCCCCAACUGGCAUUUUGUAAACAAGUCAAAUAUUUAGAUUACCAACCUGAUAGUAUAUUUCCGCCCAAAAUAAAACCAGUAGAGCAUAGGUAGUGAAGAAUGCAAGACCAGGCAAAUCCAGAAGAAUAUGUCGAAUUAUCUGAAACCCCAUCAAAUGCCAUUAGAAUAGUUUAAGAACCAUCAAGUAUUCUGAAGAACAAUAGGAUAAAUGAAGCACAUUACAGGG